This is a messenger RNA of Thalassophryne amazonica, 1526 nucleotides long. RefSeq names its product phosphoethanolamine/phosphocholine phosphatase 1 (gene phospho1). NCBI's taxonomy places the organism in Eukaryota, Metazoa, Chordata, Actinopteri, Batrachoidiformes, Batrachoididae. The coding region runs from base 103 to 954 and encodes 283 amino acids. The transcript has a single exon. The record is from RefSeq and is a predicted model, not a curated record. Gene Ontology annotation, molecular function: phosphatase activity.
UACCGUGACCUGUGUUGUGUGGGAUGCUGGAGAGUGGGAGAGCUGGAGUGGGCAGAUUUGAUGCCAAUUGGCAACUCUGAGAGGUUUGGCUUGUAGUCAGUCAUGGGGGAUUCAAUCUUCAACUGCUGUUAUGUUCCACCCCAUCCUCCAGGCCAGGAGGAACCCCUCAGAUCCAGGCGUUCAGAGAUCAUGGCCGCCACUUCUGCUCACAUCUCCAAUAAGCGCUUCCUCAUCUUCUUCGACUUCGAUGAGACCAUCGUGGACGAGACCAGUGAUGAUAUGGUGGUGCAGGCCGCCCCGGGUCAGCACCUCCCAGGCUGGCUGAAGGACACCUACCAGCCUGGCCGCUACAACGAGUACAUGCAGCGUGUGCUGGCCUACCUGGCGGAGCAAGGUGUCACUGAGAGCGACAUACGCAUCAUCAUGGAGAAGAUACCCGCCACGCCUGGCAUGCUCAACCUGUUCCAGUUCCUCCGCACCAGUCCUCCACAGGACUUUGAGGUGGCGCUGGUGUCUGACUCUAACAGCUUCUUCAUUGAGUCUUGGCUCCGUCGGGCUGGUGCCCGCCAGCUUUUUCACCGGAUCUUCACCAACCCUGCGACCUUCAACAAGGACGGCCGCCUGGUGCUGCGGCCCUUCCACUCCCACAACUGCCCUCGCUGCCCUGACAACAUGUGCAAGCAGGUGAUCCUCAGGGACUACGUGGCCCGCCGAAUGCAGGAGCGAGGCCGACCCUACCAGAGGGUGUUCUACGUGGGAGAUGGUGCCAACGACUUCUGCCCGGCGCUCAUUUUGGGGCCCCGGGAUGUGGCCUUUCCCCGGCGGGAUUUCCCCAUGCACCGCAUGAUCACAGAGAUGCACGAGGCCAUGCCCGGGGAGUUCAAGCCGGUCACAGUGCCGUGGGUCCACGGAGAUGACGUGGUGCAGCGACUGAGGAAGCUGGUGGCAGAGUAGAUGAUAACUCCAACGGAAAGAGGGCUAAUAAUACUUUAAAUCUUAUUCUCAGGUAAAAUAGUCCCAGAAGCCGUUGUCAGACACAAUAAAUUGUUCGAUGCCGUGUCCUUCGUCGAGAAGCUCUGUGUAUUUGUGGUCCAACCUGCAUGUUUCUCAGUGCUCCAUGUUGUUUUCUCUGGAGGUUCUGCCCCAAACAGCAGGUUAAUGAUUACGGAGAGGUGCUUUAGGGUUACUGAGGACACCUGACACCUGGACACUUACUCAUUCUUGUUAAGCAUUAAAGUGGCUUGAAUGAGAUUUGCUUUUGAAUGAGAAAUUUAAGUGCAUUGUCACACAAACUGCACAUUUUCUUUAAAAUAUAAAGCCUUAAAAUGUAAAAAAAAAAAAAAAGUGAAUUUAGAAUGAGGCUGCCCUCUGAUGGCAGUGGGUGAUAACAGAGAUGGUGUUUGUUUGUUGUUGUUUUUAACAUUAUUCUUGUUAGGGAAGAUACAUUUCCAGAUGUGUAACUGUGUUUAUCUGUUUAUUGUGUUGUUACUGUGGACAUUAACACCAGCAGGAAUAAAGCCAUGAAC